AUGCUCUCCGAAGCAGGCUUGUCAGCAGAGGGCCGCAUGCGUAGGACUGUGCAGCCGGUGGGGGAGGAGGAGUUGUUCCCCUCGCUGCAGUGGGCAGAAGCAGCAGAAGCAGCAGCAGCAAUGCUCUCCGAAGCAGGCUUGUCAGCAGAGGGCCGCAUGCGCAGGACUGUGCAGCCCCCCCUCAGAAGCUGCGGAGACAAAUCCCAUUGGCAGGCAGCAGCUGCUGCUGAUGAGGAUGGGGGGCAGACGUGCAGCACCGCAGCAGCACUGCAGCAGCAGCAGCAGCAGCAGCAGCAAAACGCAGUUGUAGAGGCAGCAGGCGGCCUAGACGACCCUGCUGCUGCUGCUGCUGCAGCAGCAGCAGCAGCAGAUGCUGUCGAAGGCCUUUCGCAGACUUCUUCUACUGAAGGGGAGCAGAGGCAGCAGCAGCAGCAGAAACAGCAGCAGCAGCAGCAGCAGCAGCAGCUGCCGCAGCGGGAGAGAAUUCUUUCGAUUGCUCGCCGCGGGGUCUCAUCGCAGCACCCAAACAGCAGCAGCAGCAGCAGCAACAGAACUGCUGCUGCUGCUGCUGCUGCUGGUGGGGGUCAUCCCCUGCGUAUACGCUUCAGCCCCUCAGAAGCUGCGGAGACAGCCGCACUCCUUACUUGGAGAAAUGUAAUUUUAUCGGAGAAGCCGAUUGCUGCUUCAGGGUCGGGGGAGGGGCUGAGAGGGGGAGGAGGAGAGAAGCAGAUGCUAGACCUCCCCCCCAAGGACCGCACAUAA
This is a messenger RNA of Eimeria mitis, 762 nucleotides long. RefSeq lists its product as uncharacterized. The record is from RefSeq and is a predicted model, not a curated record. Lineage: Eukaryota; Apicomplexa; Conoidasida; Eucoccidiorida; Eimeriidae. Bases 1 to 762 code for a protein of 253 amino acids. The transcript is spliced from 6 exons.